GCAUAUUUUCAUACCAGGUCUUCAGCACCCCCGUGGUACCCCCUACACAGACGAAGAUGGUCAAGGUGCUCCCAGUGGAAACAGGGGCCUUUGGAUGUCCGCAGACGACGCUUCGUUUGUGACCCCCCCACGCGUCUUAGAGGAGUCUGCUGACCGACAAGCGGUCACCGCGGGGGACCGAGGCCGAGGGCAGCACAAAAUGGUGGACGAGGGAGGAGGAGCAGCUUGUCUGUACGUCUCCUGGUACGUCUGUCAGGCUCUGCAGGUGGACGUGAGGCGACUCAAUGUGACUCUGUUGCACUCGUUCCGAGAGGGUGUUGCCGCAGCUUUGGACAUCUUGCCCCGACACGUGCAUAUCAAUCGCCUCAAUGAGAGGAAGAAUGGCAUUGAGCUGUACGUGUUGUCUGACCGCGUGGGAGCUACCGAGCCCGUCUCAUCAGAGGAAGUGAUCCGCUCACUCAACAUCAACAUCCUCCACCGAAACCUGGAGCCUUUCGGCAUCACCGAGGUCUCCUCUGAGAAGAAUGUACUCCAGGGACAGCGCGAGAGGGACGAUGUGUGGACCAAGGAAGGCUUCUACGCUGUGGUCAUCUUCCUCACGAUCUUCAUCAUCAUUGUCACCUGUUUGAUGGUUCUGUACAGGUUAAAGGAGAAGGUUGAAUAUUCCGACCGGCAGUUCAAGGAGCCGCCCCCGCCCAGCGUUCACUUGGCCCCCGUCCCCGUGCACCCAGCACCCCCGCGCCCCCUCCAGCCGCCUCCCCCUGCCCACCACCUCACCAGCGGCAGCAGCAUGGUUCAGGCCGAGGCGGUCCCUAAACCUAUAAGCACCGCCCCGCCGCCGUCCUGCGUCCCGCCCGCUGAGGUCAAGCCCUGCCUCUCGACAAACCCCUCCCCCUUCAGGAUGAAGCCUGCAGCCGGUCUCCAGGAGAGGAGAGGCUCGAACGUGUCCCUGGUGUUGGACAUGAGCUCUCUGGGCGCGGUGGAGCCGCUCAACUGCGGCGUGAACACGCCCCGCGAGAGCGCCGCCCAGGAGUACCUGCAGUCGGCCGGACGCACGCUCACGCGCCCGCAGCUCCGCAACACCGUGCUGAACAUGCCCACGCUGCACGCCGAGUUCGCCGAGAUCCCCAUGAACUUUGUGGAUCCGAAAGACUUGGACAUCCCCAGCCACGGCACCAAGAACCGAUACAAGACCAUUUUGCCAAACCCACAUUCCAGGGUGAUCCUGAAGGCCAAGAACUCUUACGAUCCACUCGGCAGCUACAUCAAUGCCAACUUCAUCAGGGGUUACCUCGGAGAUGAGAAAGCGUACAUCGCCACCCAAGGUCCGAUGAUCAACACGGUGAACGACUUCUGGCAGAUGGCCUGGCAAGAGGACUGCCCCGUCAUUGUCAUGAUCACCAAACUCAAGGAGAAAAACGAGAAAUGUGUGCUGUACUGGCCGGAGAGGAGAGGCAUCUACGGCAAAACGGAGGUGCUGGUUAACAGUGUCCGGGAAAGUGACCAUUACACCGUGCGCAGCCUCACGCUGAAGCAAGCAGGGCAGAGUCGCUCGUUGGAGCACUACUGGUACACGUCGUGGCCUGACCACAAGACCCCCGACAGCGCCCAGCCCCUGCUGCAGCUCAUGGCGGACGUGGAGGAGGACCGGUUGGCCAGCGGCACCCGAGGCCCCGUUAUCGUCCACUGCAGCGCUGGUAUUGGUCGCACGGGAUGCUUCAUUGCCACAACCAUUGGCUGUCGUCAACUGCAAAUGGAGGGCAGUGUGGAUGUCUUGGGGAUCGUGUGCCAACUCCGAUCAGACAGGGGUGGCAUGAUUCAGACAGGGGAGCAGUACGAGUUUGUCCACCACGCCCUGUGCCUGUACGAGAGCCGCCUGUCCGCCGACGCAGGCCAAUGAAAGGGCAACCCCCCACCUCCUUCACAGGAAGUCUUUGCUCCUAUGCGCCAUGUUGACCUGGAAGUUGAAAACCUCAAUGGGGGCGGUCACCAUUUUUGAUGCGACCCCUGGAAGAGAACCUUAGCGGUCUGUUCAGGGAGGACAGAAAGAGAGUUUUCGGAGCAAUCUUUUCUGGCGGCGGCAGUGUGAAGUUUUUUUUUUCUGGGUGGGGUGUUUCUGGACCCAGUGCUGUGUGUUGUAGAAAAAGACAGUGGAGAAGCAGAAGGGAGAGAUUCCGUCAGACUGAUUGACUCUUUCAUAUUAUUAUUUUUUUCAUGUGGCUGAAUGUAACGUAUCAAUCUCGUCUCUGCAACUCUCUCUCUCUCUCUCUCUCUCUCUCUCUUGUCGCCAGCAGCUCCUCCUCUUGCCUCUGAGAUCUUUUUGUGCGCAACCUGCCUUCAGUCCUGUCUGACCUCAACUGCACGGCAACAAGCUGUGUACUUUGAGCCAGACCUUCUGGUUGACAUUCUUUUCACGGACGAGACAUGGUUCAUGGUUUUGUCAAGUGGUAUUUUUAUGCAGAACCGUAGUGUGUCUGUGUGUGUGUGUGUGUGUGGGGGGGGGGGGGUCUCCUCAAAUUAGUCCCUACACUGCUGGUCUCCAUCUUAAGACUGUUAACAAAUAUGAUGUGGGAUGGAGACUGUGUAUGUGGUCGACUCAUUACAAUACAAUUCUGUUGCCAUAUUCUUUUAGGAAAAAGCCAAUUUCAUUUCAUGGAGAGUCUGAGCCACGAGUGAGCUAGACACUUUGUUGGACCAACGAGACACACUGCACGCUUGGAAAUUUCACAGUGUUAUUCGGUUUGAGCCAGAGUUUGCCAAUCCCAAUUUUAUGUUCCCAAUUUCAUGAUGUUUCGCUCAAGGCCUCACCUUAGAAGCAGUGGUGAUGUUGAUAAUGGAUGGUGGAUGCAGACGAAAACACUUUAAAAACAC
Messenger RNA from Sardina pilchardus (European sardine), 2871 nucleotides. RefSeq names its product protein tyrosine phosphatase receptor type R (gene ptprr). Bases 95 to 1900 code for a protein of 601 amino acids. Gene Ontology annotation, cellular component: plasma membrane; cell junction; cytosol. Gene Ontology annotation, biological process: peptidyl-tyrosine dephosphorylation; signal transduction. Lineage: Eukaryota; Metazoa; Chordata; Actinopteri; Clupeiformes; Clupeidae. Gene Ontology annotation, molecular function: protein tyrosine phosphatase activity; protein kinase binding. The record is from RefSeq and is a predicted model, not a curated record. The transcript has 14 exons.